AUGACGUUCGAAAAUGUGAAUUUGAUCAAGGAAAAGUUGAGAGUAGCACAAGAUAGACAGAAAAGUUAUGCGGAUAAGCGCAGGAAAGACCUUGAAUUUGCAGUAGGAGAUAAAGUUUUUCUUAAAUUAUUUCCUUGGAAAGGGGUGUUGAGAUUUGGCAAGCGAGGAAAGUUGAGUCCACGAUAUAUUGGACCUUAUGAGAUUACUGAACGGAUUGGCCCAGUUGCAUAUCGAUUAGAUUUGAAUUAUCUUGGAUCCAUGAUGUUUUUCAUAUCUCCAUGCUUCGCAAUUCACUUGAAGGAGAAUUUGACUUAUACAGAGGAGCCAGUGAGAAUUCUAGCUAGAAAGGUGCAAAUUCAGCGGAACAAGACAGUCUCACUUGUUAAGGUACUCUGGCAGAAUCAGACAGUAGAAGAGGCUACAUGGGAGAACGAGGAUCAGAUGCGUGCUCAAUAUCCUCGUUUAUUCAUUGCUUAUUCAGUUGCCAGUUGA
This is a messenger RNA of Olea europaea var. sylvestris, 492 nucleotides long. RefSeq lists its product as uncharacterized. NCBI's taxonomy places the organism in Eukaryota, Viridiplantae, Streptophyta, Magnoliopsida, Lamiales, Oleaceae. The transcript is spliced from 2 exons. The coding region runs from base 1 to 492 and encodes 163 amino acids. The record is from RefSeq and is a predicted model, not a curated record.